CCGUCAUUGAGAGUGUCAUUUCACUUAUAGCGCGUCGUAUCAAGAUUUCAAAUCCCCGCGUCUGAUCACCUUAGCGAGCUAUGAACAGUGUUUCCGUCUUUCGCGGCGUGCGCGUUCUUUUGCAGUCUUAGAAUAACCGAAAAGAGGCGAGACAGGUUCGAACCAAUGAGCUGGAGGGUUCGCCAGGCACCGGUCUUGAAACUGCACCGAUCUUCCGAGUCGGGCCGAAAAUAAUCGAAGCCAACGGCGAGCGCCGGGCAACGUAGCGGCGAAAGCCGGGUUAGGGUGCACCAAAUCGAACUGACCGUACUGGACCGAGCCCGGAGGUAUUUUUGAGGAACCGGACCGAGCCGGACUUAACCUGAACGAUGAGCGACGGCGCAUGGGGAACGGUGGUCCGUCAAUUACUAACCCAGCACGGCGAGCGGCUCGUCUGUCUCUUAUUUCACGAGCCCAAGGGCCUCCUUUUGCUCCUCGCUAGCGGCGCCGCGCACUCGAUAUGGAGUAUAGUUGCCGCGUCGCGCUCCAUCGGCGCGCUUCGAUCCGCGCGAGAGACGCGAAUCGCGGACGUGGUAAAAGUCGGCGCGCGAAUGGAGGCUCUCCAGCGACGGAGGCAGCAGAAAGGGGAACGCAAGGGGGAGCGGGAGGGGGUGCGGAAUCGGGAGCGGCGGGAGGGGGAGCGGAAGAGUGAGCGGCGGGCGGAAGUACGUUCCGCCGAUGGCGGAACUGCUGCAGCUGUGCGGAGCGGGGAGGGGGAAUCCGACUGUGGGGCAGCGGAACGAGAGGGGGGUGGAGCCAAAACAGAGGGUGGUGCUGAUAGCGCAAGCAGAGAAAGUUGCGGAGCCGCUGAGGCGCAUGGAGCUAACGGGGGAGCGGAGGGAGCGAACGGGGGAGACAUGCGGCCAGUGCCAUGGCGGUUGGACAGGCUGGCGAAAGGGUUGGAAGAGGCGGUGAGACGGCGAGAGACCGGAGCAGAUGUUCACUCAGUUGACUCGGUUGACCUGAUUGACUCCUCUGAACUUGGUGUUGGCUCAGUUGACUUGUGGGAGUUGCCAGCUGUGUGCAAACGGUGGCAGAAGCGGUGGUGGGGCGGGUAUACAGUCACAAGCGAGCCCCCAUUAGAGUCACACCCGCGGUGGAAGGACCUGGUGGCAGUGAGAGGGGUGGUGCAGCCAUCCAACUCCGCUGCUGCAGUGCUGGCCACGCCGGCCACGCCGACGACUCCAGCGCGUGAAUUGGCCGAGGCGAUUCUUGAGGCGCCUAAGAAAUGGGCAGGCCUUGCGCCGGCGGCAGGGAGGGAUGUGACUGCAGCAGCUGUGAUUGUAGAGAGAGUCGAUGAGAUGGUGUACUCGGAGCUCCACGCCCUCUUGGGAUGGCGCAUCAAGUCAGAGCGAGUCAACUUCUUCCGAUCAGAGGUUCCCUUCUGCCUGGCCGAAUCUCCAGACGCCUCAGCGCCACGUGUCAACAUCUCGUUGGCUAAAGACCCUUCCCAGAAGCACCCUCCAGUCCCUCUAGUCACCCUGCAUGCCCACCUUCAAAAGGGCCUGCCGCCCACUCUCGCCUCCGCCGCCCAUCUCCUCGCCGGGCGGCGCAUGCCAAUCGGGGUGAGAUCUGAGGAGAGGGUCCUGCCGGUGAAUCACGCGCUGACAGCUGUCGGCCACGUCCACAUCAGCAAGGGCGGCCGGGCGGCACUGGUCCCUUCGCCGCACCUUCCCUUCUUCCUCCUCAACGAGAGUCGAGACGCAGCGUUGCAGCGGCUGCAGCAGCGGCAGAGGGAUCAGGUGCAGCGGGGAGCGCUCUUUGCUCUGGCUGCCGCUGCUGUCUCUGUAUACAUGUGGUGGAGGAAGCGGCGCAGCGAGAGGCGAGAGCGGGAGUAUGAGGAGAGCCGAGCGGCUGCCAGAGAUGCUGCCAUGUGGCAGGGCGCUGGCCACUGGGAAGAGGAGGAAUUUCCGGACCUCCUUGCCCCUCCCGUGCUCUUCCCCACUCAAGGCCAGCUGACCAGACGAGACGGGCGAAACGAGACGCUGAUGAAUGCACAUGGAAACGCAAGAGCGGGGAAUAUGGGAGGAACGAGGGAAGGGGAGAGUGAGGAGGGAGAGGAGGGAGAGGAGGGAGAGGAGGAAGGGGAGGGUUUGGACUUGGACUUAGAUCACGAGUGGCCAGCGGAGCAGGUGUGUGUGGUGUGCGCUGGUCGACUGAGAAAGGCGGUGUUUAUCCCAUGCGGGCACCGGGUGUGCUGUCUUAGAUGCACCAGGGCUGUGCGGGCCAGCAGCGCGCUCUGCCCCAUCUGCAGGCAGUUUGUCAGAGGAGCCUACCAGGUGUUCGACACGUGAGGGGGUGUCAGCAGGUGUGUGUGGUGUGCGCUGGGAGACUGAGGAAGGUGUGCGCUGGUGUGUGCUGGUGUGCGCUGGUGUGCGCUGGUGUGCGCUGGUGUGCGCUGGUGUGCGCUGGUGUGCGCUGGUGUGCGCUGGUGUGCGCUGGUGUGCGCUGGUGUGCGCUGGUGUGCGCUGGUGUGCGCUGGUGUGCGCUGGUGUGCGCUGGUGUGCGGUGUUUAUCCCAUGGGGGCACCGGGUGUGCUGUCUUAGAUGCACCAGGGCUGUGCGGGCCAGCAGCGCGCUCUGCCUGCAGGCAGUUUGUCAGAGGAGCCUACCAGGUGUUCGACAUGUGAGGGGGUGUCAGCAGGUGUGUGUGGUGUGCGCUGGGAGACUGAGGAAGGUGUGCGCUGGCGUGUGCUGGUGUGCGCUGGUGUGCGCUGGUGUGUGCUGGUGUGCGCUGGUGUGCGCUGGUGUGCGCUGGUGUGCGCUGGUGUGCGCUGGUGUGCGCUGGUGUGCGCUGGUGUGCGCUGGUGUGCACUGGUGUGCGUUGUUCAUCCCAAGCGGGCACCGGGUGUGCUGCCUUAGAUGCGCCAGGGCUGUGAGGGCCAGCAGCUCUCUUUGCCCCAUCUACAGGCGGUUUGUGAGGGGUGUCUACCAGGUGUUUGACACAUGAGGGGGUCUCAAUGCAGCAGCAGGUGUGCGGUAUUGUGGUGUGCUCUGGGCGGCUGCGAAAGGCAGUGUUCAUCGCGUACGGGUAUGGGCACUGGGUGUGCUGUGUGCGGUGCCCGAGGGCUGUAAGGGAUGGCAGUUCCCUGUGCCUUAUAUGCAGGCAGCUUGUGUGGGGACUGUACCAGGCAUUUGACACCCGGGGGAAGCAGUUGAAAGGGAAACCUUCAGAGUAUGUUGCAGGUGUCAAAUUAUAUAUUUUAUAUAUAUAAUUGAGUAGGCUUGGUAGGUGUGCUACAAUUACUGGAUCCUAUUGUAGAGGGUACAACCCUUCCUU
Messenger RNA from Closterium sp. NIES-67, 3318 nucleotides. NCBI's taxonomy places the organism in Eukaryota, Viridiplantae, Streptophyta, Zygnematophyceae, Desmidiales, Closteriaceae. The record is from the annotation of a GenBank genome assembly.